Aureobasidium namibiae CBS 147.97 is the source of this 1800-nucleotide messenger RNA. RefSeq lists its product as uncharacterized. The record is from RefSeq and is a predicted model, not a curated record. The transcript has a single exon. NCBI's taxonomy places the organism in Eukaryota, Fungi, Ascomycota, Dothideomycetes, Dothideales, Saccotheciaceae. The coding region runs from base 1 to 1800 and encodes 599 amino acids.
AUGACCACUUCCUGUUCAUACGACUUCAACUCUCUUUUCUCUCUACGCUCUCAAGCAAUCCUUCCUCUUCACCACACUUCUGCCCAAGCGCUCAAUCUAUGGUCUCCAUCUGCGCAAUACAACGCGCACGGCCAGACGCAGCCCUUUCCCUUUGCUGACUACGUCCGUGGAAUCGGCUCCAUCACCACUACCAAAGCCAUCAACGACAUCUUCGAAGACAUGUCCUGGGACGCUCCUGCUCAAGACUCUUGGGGCACCGCUGAGGCGCAGCCCGAGCUGUCUCCAGUCGCCGACCACAAGACUGAUCCUGUCGCUGCUGAGGAGCCCACUGCUGGACUCACUAGCGAGAUUACUGUCGAUCCUUCUUCCUCCGUGGCUGCAGCUUCUCCCACGACCAGCGAAGUGCGCAAGUCUUCACUCGCCGAUCUCACCAACGGUGAUCGUGAAGCAAUUAACGCUCAUCUCGCUAAGCGUCUGGGCCCCCACAAGUUCCUCUCCCGCUACAUCAAACAGAAGGACGAUGCUGAACUCGCCGACACCGUAAUCGAUCACGCUAUGAACGGUCACGCUGCUCACACUGACAUGUCUGAGCCCGAUGGCGCAGCUUCAGUCGUUGGUGGCUCUAGUUCCAACCUCUCGACCAGCGCCAGCGCCAUCGUCAUCAAGAAUGAAGCUUUCCAAACUGCUCCUGACCUCGAGACCUCUAACCUGCUGAGUGGCACUACGCCCACUGCAUCUGUCGCCGAUGGCGUCGGGUCUACUAUCCAGUCUACUAUCCCGUCUUCCAACCCGUCCCCUCGCCCUUUGCGCAGCCUUGGUCCUCACCACAGACUGAAGGCCUUGGCCAUGGCUCAGGACAUUCCUCUACCCCAGUCACCUGCCCCUGUCGCCAAGUCAGCCAUCGAUACUAAGCCUGCCAUCGUCCAAGGCAGUCCACCCACAACCUCUGCAGCUGACGACGGCAAUGAGUCAGACGUUUCGUCGCUUGCUUACGAAGCUUUCAAGACCGAACUUCCUAGCUCGUCUGACAAGGAGAAGCACAUCGAUCUCAAGGCCCAUACCCCCAGCCUGAACCCCAGGGCCGUCGACUACCUUCCUCCGCGUUCCACUUCGCCUCUUACUCUGUCCAAGAAUGCCAUCAGCGACUCAGAGGCUGAAUACAUCAACAACUGCUGCCCUGUUCCUUCUAACUGGUCGAUUCCCACCAUCAUCGGAUCCUUCACCAACGUCAAUGUCGGCGAGUUUACCAUUGGUAGUAUUCACAAGCCACUUCUCAACCAUUACUCGCAGUUCUUUGCCACUGCCUUCACAGAUGAUUCCGAGGUGAAGAAGGAGGAGCUCGUCCAUGUCAUUGAAGACCCUUCCUAUGCUGUCUUCCGUGAAUGGGUGUACGGAAGGUCGUUUGCUCAAGCUUACGACAACAUCGACCUGAAGACACUCAUCCAGCUCUGGCGCUUUGGUGCACGUAUCCAAGCUCCUCUCUUUACCAACACUGUCGCCGAUGCUAUCAUCAGGAAGACAAUCACUGCCGAUGAUCUCUCCGCUGCUGCCGAUGAAAUCGACGCUCUCUUGAAGGUGGUCGCUGUCAACAGCACAUUUCGCUUGUUGAUCAGCCAUUGCGUAAUUCUGAGCGGUGUCCAGCUUAACCAAGACCAGGUCUGGCCCGAACCACUGCUCUUGUCCAUUCUGCUCUGCUUGAACAUGGGCAGAUCUACCUGUGCUGCCAUCCAGAUGUCCUCCAAGGACAACCCCUGCAUUUACCACUUGCACCCACACGGCACCAACUGCAAGACAUCUUGA